Molecule: messenger RNA, 210 nt
Organism: Pneumocystis murina B123
Lineage: Eukaryota; Fungi; Ascomycota; Pneumocystomycetes; Pneumocystales; Pneumocystaceae
Product: protein translocase SEC61 complex gamma subunit, archaeal and eukaryotic
Exons: 2
Coding region: 1-210 (69 amino acids)
Biological process (GO): post-translational protein targeting to membrane, translocation; protein targeting
Cellular component (GO): membrane; Ssh1 translocon complex
Molecular function (GO): transmembrane protein transporter activity
Source: RefSeq, a predicted model, not a curated record
AUGUCAACACAAAUUAAAGAGUGGUUAGAUCUUUUAAAUGACUUUUUAAAGGAAGGAACUCAGUUUAUUAAUCGUUGCACAAAACCUGAUAAAGAAGAGUUUUUUAGAAUUUCGUGGGCAAUUGGUAUUGGUUUUUUAAUUAUGGGAUUUAUUGGAUUCUUUGUUAAACUUAUACAUAUACCUAUCAAUAAUGCUCUUCUUCCGUCUUGA